Molecule: messenger RNA, 1955 nt
Organism: Musca vetustissima
Lineage: Eukaryota; Metazoa; Arthropoda; Insecta; Diptera; Muscidae
Product: trichohyalin
Exons: 2
Biological process (GO): cilium assembly
Cellular component (GO): microtubule; cilium
Molecular function (GO): microtubule binding
Source: RefSeq, a predicted model, not a curated record
AACGGGAACGGGCCAAAUGGAACUACAACCAACCAUCCCAGGAUAUGCCAUCAAAGACACCCGGUGGUCCCGGCUGGCUUAGUCGUGGCCUCCAUGAACUCAAAGACAGUGAAGAUGAUACCCAAUCUAUGCUUUCCUCCUCAUGCUAUUUGCGAGGUCAGAAUGCUCCCAUCGAACCGCAUGUUAUGGCCGAACGUUUGGAUAAAAAACGAAAAGCUGCCGAAUAUCAUGAAGCCAUCAAGCAGCAGUUACUGGAGAGGGAAAGUCAGCGACGUUGGGAAAUCGAGAAACAUCGUCAGGAGGAACAACAGGAGGAGGAGAGGGUACGCAAACAAAAACAAAUGGAACAGGAGCGUUUGGAAAUGGAACGGCGACAGCAGGUGGAGCGAGAGGAGGCUCAGAGACGAAAGCAGGAGGCAAUGUUGGAGGCCAUAGCCAAGGCGGAGAUGGCAGCGAAAAUGGAAAAGCAAAAGAAGAGGAAUAAAUUCAAGGAAGCUAAGGAGGAGGAGGAAAUUAAGGAGGAGGAGAAAAAUAUCGUGCAGGUUAUGAAUGUGGAGAUCCAUGAAAAGUGCGAGGAGGUGAAGGAAAUAUGCAGCGAACCGAAAAACCAGGAGCAGGAGGUUCAAGAAGAGGAUAAGGUACUGAUUGGCACUCCCAUCAAUUUGAGAAGGACCUUCAGCAAACCCAUACAGCCUCCACCCAUAGCGCAGCCUUUGGAAACGGAAAAGAAAGCAAAGGAGGACCCCAAGCCUGCCGAAAAUGUGGUUAUAAUGCAACCGGCCACCUUGAUACCCCUCCCUGUGACCACCGAUAUCUAUGGCCUGCAAAAUGCCAUUGGAAAUUUACAAAUUGCCACGUACUUCAUGCAACAUCAUCUGCAACCCCAUACCGCCAAUACCGAUACAGAUUUUUCCAAAACCACUGGAGGGGCUUUUACCCAACGAACAGAUACUUCGAUAUGUACCGAAGAGGGUUAUCAGCCACCAGAAACUCCACAUCAACGGGCACAAUCGGAAAAUAAAUAUACUCAGGUGGAGGAGGAAAUCUGCAAAGAACCCGAAGAGGAGGAGAUGGAAAAUAAAAUGGCUUUGAUACCCCUCCAACAGAACCCAAGGGAAGUUUUGAGGCAAAAUUCUCCACAGGAGCUGAGCAGUGAGGAAAAAGAUGCCACCAAAAAUUCUCAAGAUGUGGAGACGCAAACAGAGCUGCCAUUGAAUUGUGAUUUGUGUCUGUUCCAUGAUAAUUUUUACAAAGUUCUGCUAAAGCGAGAAGUAUCCACCACCACAACUACCCAAACAUCGAAGACCAAUAAACCUGCCAAGGAGGCGGAAAAGGACCAAGAGACCACAACUACCACCACCACUACGACCACAACCACCUUCAAAGCCAAAUCAAAGGAUAAAGAUAAGAAACGUCAGGGUGGCAAGGAGGGUCACAAUAAAAUCGAUGAACGACCCAAAUGGGGUGUCAAUCGGCCCGUGGUCCAGUAUGUCAAGGCCAGUGAUCGGGAUCCAUUUUGUUUGCGCAACAAAAAGAAACAUUGCAAUGUGACGGGAGCGAAGCCUUCAAGAUCUCAAUCUGUCGAUUCCCGACUGGAUUGUGCCGAACAAAGUCACAAUAAAUCGAAGGAACAACAUCAUGGCACAACGGAUCGACGUGAAAGUUCAGCCGAAAAGGAGGGAUUUAUGUUGAAGGCCCGCAAUGUUUGCACGGAAAUUUUACCCAUUAAAACCGAUGAAAAGGGGAGGAUUUUCCUGAAUUUCCGUGAGGCUAGUGCCAUCAUGAAUGAGGAUGAAAUCAAGGAGAAAUUGAGGCAGAAAUAUUUUAACUUUGGUCGGAUUCUACCCAGGCGAAGUUGGGCAUCUGCUACUCAUAAUGGAGGCGGUGGAGGACAAGGUGGAGUUGGAACGAUGAAUUAUGCCAUAUCGCAGGUGGGAGACAUAAAUGGAGAUUAA